Molecule: messenger RNA, 968 nt
Organism: Andrographis paniculata
Lineage: Eukaryota; Viridiplantae; Streptophyta; Magnoliopsida; Lamiales; Acanthaceae
Product: protein CutA, chloroplastic-like
Exons: 7
Coding region: 177-734 (185 amino acids)
Biological process (GO): response to metal ion
Molecular function (GO): copper ion binding
Source: RefSeq, a predicted model, not a curated record
ACUUCACAGACGCCGAAAAGAUUUUUGUAAAUUUUAUGGAGUGAUUUCUUCUUACAUCCAAUCCCUAAUUGGCUGAAGCAACGUUCAACUGACACUGCUCAGAUCUUCGGCUGAGCAGCAACUCAUUAACAGGUAAUACUAAUAUCUAUAAAGAAGACUCAAAUUGCAAAAUUCUCAUGGCAUUAAGCCUUUUGCCCAUUGUCUCCACCGCAGUGUUUCAUCGGCCCCUGCCCAUAGUGAGUGCUUUUUGUGUGCUUAGAUUUUGCGUUCACAAUCUCAACCCUUUUAUCACCCUUCCUCACAAAACGGGUUGUGCUCAGUCCCUCUCCUUUGUUCCUCCUUUACGGUCAAAGUUCUGCGCACACGCAGAGACUAAUAAAGCUGAACAAAUAAGAAUGGAAACAAGCAAGACUACUGUGCCCAGCAUUGUUGUCUAUGUAACAGUUCCAAAUAAAGAAGCAGGGAAAAAACUGGCAGAAAGCAUAGUUAAAGAGCGGCUUGCUGCAUGUGUUAACCGAAUACCAGGUGUUGAAUCUGUUUAUGAGUGGAAGGGCAAGAUAGAAACUGAUUCUGAAGAGCUGCUCAUUAUCAAGACCAGGGAAUCUCUUCUGGAAGCUUUGACUGCACAUGUGAAAGCUAAUCAUGAGUACGACGUACCUGAAGUGAUUGCCAUGCCGAUAACUGGAGGCAACCAGCAAUACUUGGAGUGGCUUAAGAACAGCACAAAGGACUGAAAUGGUAACGCAACCGGAUCCGAUAUAUAUAUAUAUAUAUACAGUGCUCUAUAGCACACAUUUAUCUUUUAUUUAGAUCUGUAUGAUGGUUUCCUUGAUAGGGAAGAUUUUUGCAAUCUUCUUUGUCAAAAGGAUGGUUCAAUCAUGAAUGAGCUUUGUAAAGAAAAGAGGGAUGCUGCAAAUUUGGUAGUGAUCCAUAAAGUAUGAAUGUGUGUGAGAUCAAACUCAAUUUAA